AGAGCGCUUGUUUUCGCGGAGCUUCUCUGCUUUUCCGGGUCGCAGUUCAAGAAGAGGAUUCCGGCGACUCGUGAAACACCUUGGAACUCCUCCCCGGACUUGGGAGCCGAGUCGACGCACAGCUCUUCCCCGCCGACAAACUCAUCCCUCGAGUCCACUGGAAAAUGGCAUCCGGAUCGGCCGUGAAACCGAAGGCAGACAAACUAGUACGCUACGAUCCGUCCGAGUAUGAGCUCCGGAAGCGUCUGCCUGCUCAGAUGCCCCGAUCCCCGGACCACGUUUACAUUAAUAUGAGAACUGAUUUCCAAUAUCAGAUGUUGAGAGCGAAAGAGAUCCUUUUCAAAGGCUCAAAUGAAGUGCACAUCCACGGAUUAGGAGCGGCGAUCAAUCGCGCGAUCAACAUCGCCUUACAGAUCCGGGAGCACUUCGGCAAGGCAUACGAAGUAGACACCCAAACCAACACUAUUCAAGUGGUUGACGAUUUCGAACCUCGUGAAGAACACAUAGAGCCGCAAUCGCAGACUAGAAACGUCUCGACGAUACAUAUCAGAGUUUUCAAGAAAGACUAGGAAAUCAUCGUCGAGAUCCUGUACAUAAUCCUGUACAGUAUAUUCUAUAUAUGAGCGUUUUUCUUGUACAAGGAA
Galendromus occidentalis (western predatory mite) is the source of this 644-nucleotide messenger RNA. It is a transcript of the gene Rpp20, whose product is annotated as ribonuclease P protein subunit p20. Gene Ontology annotation, cellular component: nucleolar ribonuclease P complex; ribonuclease MRP complex; nucleus. The transcript has 3 exons. Gene Ontology annotation, biological process: tRNA 5'-leader removal. Bases 165 to 569 code for a protein of 134 amino acids. Gene Ontology annotation, molecular function: nucleic acid binding. The record is from RefSeq and is a predicted model, not a curated record. NCBI's taxonomy places the organism in Eukaryota, Metazoa, Arthropoda, Arachnida, Mesostigmata, Phytoseiidae.